CGUCUUUAAUUUACUCAAACGAAAACCCUAACGCCUCUCUCCGUUCGUCUCCCCCUGGAAAAGCAACAUUGGUAUGGACAAAGGUGAGCUCGCCUCCGGCUCCGGCUUCAGCUCCGGUUCCAACUCCGGUCCAGAUAUGAAGAAGAAACAAAAGCUUGACGAUUCUGUGGAUGAUAAAGAGAAGUCUGGGGUUGAUUCUUCUCCACAGGAAGAUGAAGAAGAGAAGCGUCGCUACAGAUCUAUGGCCAAGGUUGCCAUUGGUUAUGGGAUUAACCCCACCGUUAAGAACUCAACCAUCUCAGAAAUGAUUCAGAUCGUCUCCCCAAGUUUCUCUCUCGACACUUCUAAACUCAAGAGUGCGGUUCUCGAGAUGUACGAAGAAGGCAAAGAGAAAGUCAAGAAGCUGCUGAAUGACGCAGAAGGGAAGCUAACCCUCUCUUACGAGUGGAUGGUUCAUGGGGACUGGACUAGUGAAGACAUCGAGGAUCCUGUUUUGCACGAGGACUUUAUCGUUAUCAGCGUGUACUUCGCUGAUGAAACUUUCAAGAUGAAGAAAUGGAUCUUGGGGUACCAUCCUCGUGAGUCUCUGAAUGUAAAAGACAUUUAUGUUGAUUCUUUCAAGAACGUUAUCACGGAGUACGGGAUUGAGAGCAAGGUCUCGACUCUUCUUGUGCCUAACUACAGCGAUCUUGGCGUCAAAGCGUUCGAUGCUUUUAGAAAAUGGAUAGAAGAGAGAGGGAAGAAUCCGAUCCACCCUCGAGUGUUCCUCAUCUAUUGCUGCUCCGACAUUUUCCGGUUGAUGGUUGACGACAUGCUUAAGGACAUAAACAUAUGGGUGAUGGAGCGUGUCCGGAUGUUGGUUGGUUGGGGAAGAACGGCACCGACCAAUUGGGAUGUCACAUUGCGUAGUCUGCAAAAAGCUGUUGAUAUGGAAGCCAAGAAUGUAUUCGAAGAGGACGAGGAUUACGAGGACUAUGAGCAACCGUCUGAUGAAGAGUGGAUAAUGAUCAGAACGUUUUGCAAACUUGCGGGUUGCAUUUAUAAAGUUGCAAAGGAGAUUUUUGAAGGAGAGUAUCCAACGUCUAACGUCUACUUCCAUCUUCUUGCGGAGCUGAAAUUCAUGCUAAAUGAGGAGCUCAAGAGUGGAGAUGAUGAUUACUUCAUCAACAAAGCUAAAGAGAUAUUGGAGAGGUUUGAUAAGUAUUGGAACAAUAUGUUUCUUGUUUUGGCAACUGCUUCUGUGUUAGACCCUCGGUUCAAGAUGAAGUAUCUCGAGUUUUACUGCUCUAAGAAUGAGGUUUGUGAUGAAGGUUCAAAAGCUGAAACUGUUUUGGAGUAUAUACGCAAUCUAUAUGCUCACUAUGCAGCUAGUGAUAUCCGUCCGAAACAAGAACGUGCGGAUGCUGUAGUUUACCCAAAUCCCCACUGGUAUAAGUAUAUCACUGAAGAAGAAGACGAAGAAGAAGAAAAAGAGAAAGAGAAGAAGCCUGAUGCAUACAAGGAUUUUGUUUUCUUUCAAGAAUAUCUCAAGUUUGAAGGAUCUCCACGAGAGUUUCAUGAAUCAGAACUUGAUUCUUAUUUCAAAGAACCAGUUUUGGAGUGGAACAAAGACUUCAACGCAUUGGAUUGGUGGAAAGAGGCGAGCCAAAAGUACCCGAUCCUCUCACGAGUAGCUCGAGACAUUCUCUCCAUUCCAAUCUCUCGUGGGACAUCGCACCGUGCUUACGUCGCUGACAAAAGACAGCCGCCUGAUUUUGUUGUCUCCAUGGAGGCCAAACUUGUGAACGCCAUGAUGUGCAGCGAGAGCUGGCCACGAGGUUGAUCUGGCCUAUUUGGUACUGUGUGUUAUGAAGGAAUGGGUCGCUCACGUAUGAAGCAUGGAUGUAUUGGUUCUGUCUUUUGUUUCCAAGCUCAAACUAUUUUUUAGCCUUAACACCUCCAGAUUUUAAUCAAAACUAAAUGUUAG
Thlaspi arvense is the source of this 1966-nucleotide messenger RNA. NCBI's taxonomy places the organism in Eukaryota, Viridiplantae, Streptophyta, Magnoliopsida, Brassicales, Brassicaceae. The record is from the annotation of a GenBank genome assembly.